UAGGGGUGUGGGCUAUUGUGGAGUUAGUAUUCUAAUGGGUUUCUAGAUAGGAAACGUGUGGUUUAAGUCUAAUGGGUAUGGGAGUGAUGUAAAUUGCAGUGCAUAGGUAAUAUUUUAAUAUUUUUGCAAUUGUCCGACUCUAAGUUUACUGGUUAUAUAUAGCUACACAUUCAGGCCUCAAAGCAAAGCAAAGCAAAAUAUUACAAGUUUCUUUCAUCUGUGCUAUCACAAAACGAAGCAAAAUAUUACAACUUUCAGCUUUCAAAAACCAACAUGACUGGGCAGUUCAUAGUUGGUGCCCAGCUUCACCCGCAACAGACUUCUAAGGCCAUUAGAUUGCGUUGUGUGCGGAGCUAUGUUGUCACUGAAAACAGAGGACAAAAACAAAUUAGAAGUCAAGAGUGUGUGUUUCAUGAUCAAGAGGGUAUUUUUAUUCAUGUUCACAUACCUAAGGAUAUUGUUGCAACAUACCAGAAUAUGUUCAAGGAGGGUAAAGUCUAUGGUAUUCGAAAUUUCCUAUGUAUCACUAACUUUUUCAAGUAUAAAACAAGCACACAUCGUUAUAUGAUCAAAUUCAAACAUGACACUGUUGUGAAGCAAUAUCAGCGUGUGAAUUUCCCUAAAACAAUGUUCCGGUUUAAGAGUUUCCCGGACAUACUUUCAAAGAAGAAUGUUGAUGAGAAAGUGUUGAUCGGUAAGAGUUUAACUGGAUGCAUACAUAUAUAAUACUCAAAUGAAGGAAUGCUACUUUGAUUAUGUUUUCAACCAUAGCCAUCAAAACUAA
Ipomoea nil (Japanese morning glory) is the source of this 784-nucleotide messenger RNA. RefSeq lists its product as uncharacterized. Lineage: Eukaryota; Viridiplantae; Streptophyta; Magnoliopsida; Solanales; Convolvulaceae. The coding region runs from base 274 to 726 and encodes 150 amino acids. The record is from RefSeq and is a predicted model, not a curated record. The transcript is spliced from 2 exons.